AUGGCUUCCAAGCAAAGCCAUAGCUUUCUUAGGUUUGUGUUUUUUGUUGGUUUAGUUGUAAUUGCAAAGGCAAAUGAACCCUCUAAACACCCAAUUGAUGUUGUGAGAAGAAGCAGCUUUCCCAAAGGUUUUGUUUUUGGCUCAUCAUCAGCUGCAUAUCAGUUUGAAGGUGCUGCUUUUGAAGAUGGUAAAGGACCAAGUAUUUGGGAUAACUUCACUCACCAACACCCAGAGAAAAUUUAUGAUCAUAGUAAUGGAGAUGUUGCCCUUGAUCAAUACCAUCGCUAUAAGGAAGAUGUUGCCCUUAUGAAGAAAAUUGGUUUUGAUGCUUACCGAUUCUCAAUCUCUUGGUCUAGAGUUUUGCCAAAGGGAAAACUUAGUGGCAGUGUGAACAAAAAAGAAAUUGAAUACUACGACAACCUCAUCAAUGAAUUACUUGCAAAGGGCAUCCAACCCUAUGUGACACUUUUUCAUUGGGAUACUCCCCAAGUUUUAGAAGAUGAAUAUGGAGGGUUUUUGGGAAAUCAAAUUGUGAAUGACUUUCGAGACUUUGCCAAACUUUGCUUCAAAGAGUUCGGAGAUAGAGUGAAGCAUUGGAUCACCUUAAAUGAGCCAUGGAGCUUUUGCAUGGGAGGCUAUGCCCAAGGAGCUAAUGCCCCGGGUAGAUGUUCUUCUUGGCAACCAUUUAAUUGUCUUGGUAGAAAUUUUAGUAUUGAACCGUACAUUGUUGGUCAUAAUCAAAUUCUUGCUCAUGCUGCUGCCAUCGAAGUGUACAAAACCAAAUAUCAGGCUCAUAAAAGAGGUGUGAUUGGUAUUACAUUAGUGUCAAUUUGGUAUACUCCAUAUUCAAAUAGUGAGGCAGAUAAAAAGGCCGCAAUUCGAGCUCUUGAUUUUGCUCUUGGCAGGUUCUUGCAUCCUCUAACCUAUGGAGAUUAUCCACCUAUUAUGAGGGAACUUGUGAAGGAGAGAUUGACCAAAUUUAAAAGGGAAGAAGUUGCCCUAAUUAAAGGGUCCUUUGAUUUCCUUGGAUUAAAUUACUACACUGCUAAUUCUGCAAAAGAUAAUCCCAAAGCACCUGGUCCACAACCAAGUUACUUGACAGAUUAUCGUGCUGAUCUUACAACUGAUUGCAAUGGAGUCUCAAUUGGUCCGAGGUUUAAUGUAACUUCUUGGCUAGCGGUUUAUCCUCAAGGCUUUAGAGAUCUAUUGAUCUACACAACGACCAACUACAACGAUCCAAUUAUCUAUAUCACAGAGAAUGGAUACCUUGAUAUUGAAGGUCCCCCACUUAAGGAAAUGAUCAUGGAUAGGCAUAGAGUGAGAUACCAUCACUAUCAUUUGAUGGCUCUUAAAGAAGCAAUAAAGGCUGGCGUAAGGGUGAAAGGAUACUUUGCAUGGUCAUUGAUGGAUAACUUUGAAUGGGCAAGCGGAUACGUGGUUCGUUUCGGCCUCACUUAUAUUGACUAUAAAAACAAUUUGAAGAGAAUUCCGAAGCUUUCUGCCAAAUGGUUCGAAAAUUUCCUCAAAACUUGA
Benincasa hispida (wax gourd) is the source of this 1533-nucleotide messenger RNA. The record is from RefSeq and is a predicted model, not a curated record. Lineage: Eukaryota; Viridiplantae; Streptophyta; Magnoliopsida; Cucurbitales; Cucurbitaceae.